Molecule: messenger RNA, 369 nt
Organism: Sorex araneus (European shrew)
Lineage: Eukaryota; Metazoa; Chordata; Mammalia; Eulipotyphla; Soricidae
Product: 60S ribosomal protein L22-like 1
Exons: 2
Coding region: 1-369 (122 amino acids)
Biological process (GO): cytoplasmic translation
Cellular component (GO): ribosome
Molecular function (GO): structural constituent of ribosome; RNA binding
Source: RefSeq, a predicted model, not a curated record
AUGGUGUCGAAAGACAAGAAGCCUAAGAGGGCAACCUGGAAGUUUAAUUUGGUUCUUACCCAUCCUGUAGAAGAUGGAAUUUUUGACUUGGGUAAUUUUGAACAGUUUCUACGAGAGAAGGUUAAAGUGAAUGGAAAAACUGGAAAUCUCGGGAAUGUUGUUCACAUUGAAUGCCUGAAGAAUAAAAUCACCCUUGUUUCUGAGAAACAGUUCUCUAAAAGAUACUUAAAAUAUCUUACCAAGAAAUACCUUAAGAAGAACAAUCUCCAUGAUUGGCUUCUUGUAGUUGCAUCUGACAAGCAAACCUAUGAACUCUGCUACUUCCAGAUUAAUCAAGAUGAAGAUGGACCGCCGAGAUUGUCUAUCUGA